UUUAGUGCAAGUAUUUCUUGUAUUUUUUUUGUCCUUUAGAUCUGGCGUCGAGAAAAACUGCCAAAAUCUCUAUGGGAUUUCUUGAUCCUUGAGAUCGAAUAUCUUGUCGGAAGUGUUUUCAAGGCUGCUGCUUAAACCCCAACCUGAUUUUAACCUUUCUAUUCAUUAUCUUUUUUCUAGGAAGGGUAAAAAUCAAGAAAUGGUUCUAUAAUUAUGUAUUUUUGAUCUGUCAAAGCUCAUAAAGGAAUGGUAGUUGUAUGUGUUUUCUUGGUGUACAUGAUUUGAAUCCUUUUCUGCUAUAUCUAAUAUCAGUUCAAAUCACUUUAAAUACCCUUUUUCCAUGCAGCUUAUUUAUAAGACUCUAGGAGCCCGAUAUAUCUGAUAGAGUGGCAAUUAAUCUGUAUUUAUUGGGUUUCACAAGCCUUGCAAAAACCUCCCCUAUCAUUUAAAACUACUUAGUUCUUUUCGUAUUAUAUCAAGAUUGUUUUUAUUCUUUGAAGAUUCACUACACGACAAGAUUUUUGUAUUCAUUUACUUCUCAUCAGGCAUUUAACACUUCGAAAUCUAGCACCCACUUGUGGGUUUUGCCAUCAAUCCAUCCUUUUAGCUCUAAAGUGCCAUACAUUCACUUAAAGAGCAUAUAAAGAAGUUUGUACUCUGUUCUUGCAUUGUAGAGUUCUGAGUUUUUGAGAGAGAGAUGGCCAAGAAGUUGCCUGUCUUUUCAUUGAAGCACCUUUUGGUGGUGUCCUUAGCCUUGAAUGUGAGUUUGAUUUGGAGGGCGAUGUAUGAGAGUGAAAAAUGGAGUCUUUAUCGUGCGCUGUCACUGCAGCAACAGAGAAGUUCUGUAAUCGAUGAUUGUGGGUCACAAGAUGAGGCGCACGUUAGCAAGAAGAAGCAUCUCCCCACUUCAUUACCUUCCUUGGAUAGUAGCAUUGUCAUCGAAUCCGAAGAUGGCGGGGAAAGAAUUAUCAAUCUUGACCACGGGGAUCCAACUAUGUACGAGAAAUAUUGGCUGCAAGUGGGUGACAAGGCCACAAUAGUGAUUCCUGGGUGGCAAUCAUUGAGUUAUUUCUCUGAUGCGAGUAGCCUUUGUUGGUUUCUUGAACCUGAGUUUCGUAGACAAGUUGUUAGAUUGCACAAAGUGGUUGGAAAUGCAGUAACAGAGAAUCGUCACAUUGUUGUUGGGACGGGUUCAACGCAGCUAUUCCAGGCUGCCCUUUAUGCUCUGUCGCUGCAGGAUGCAUCGGAACCCGUCAGUGUUGUUUCAGCAGCUCCUUUCUAUUCUUCCUAUCCCUCAAUUACUGAUUGCCUCAAGUCUGGGUUGUAUAAAUGGGCCGGUGAUGCUCAAAGUUUUGAUACAGAUGGUCCAUACAUUGAACUAGUUACUUCCCCGAACAACCCCGAUGGAUUUGUUCGGCGAUCUGUGGUGAAUCGCAGUGGGGGAAUAUUGGUUCAUGACCUUGCUUAUUAUUGGCCACAAUAUACUUCAAUAUCCUUUCCUGCAGAUCAUGAUCUUAUGCUGUUUACUAUUUCAAAAAGCACUGGUCAUGCUGGGAUGCGAAUUGGUUGGGCACUUGUCAAAGAUGCCGAGGUUGCCAAGAAAAUGACAAAAUUCAUAGAGCUCAACACCAUUGGUGUAUCUAAGGAUUCACAGCUUCGAGCAGCCAAGGUUUUGAACGUUGUUUCUGACAGCUGCAAACCAUCCAGCAGUGAAAUGGAGUGCUUCUUCAAGUUGAGCCACCAGCAAAUGGCCAUGAGGUGGAAGCAACUCAGAGUGGCUGUGAAAAAGAGUGGUCUAUUCAGUGUGCCUGACUUUCCGCCUGAAUUCUGCACAUUUCUUGGUCGUGCCUUCGAGCCUCAGCCUGCUUUUGCAUGGUUAAAAUGUGAACAAGAUAUAACUGACUGCGAAAGCUUCCUUAGGCGCAAGAACGUCUUGACAAGAAGUGGGAAGCACUUCGGCUUUAGCCCAAAAUAUGUGAGAAUAAGCAUGUUAGAUCGAGAUGAAAUUUUCAAUCUUUUUAUACAUAGAUUGUCCAACAUGAUAUCAUAACAGCACAUCAACAUCGAGCCAAGAGGAGCCACUCUUGUAUAUGUUGAAGAAGAAUUCAGCACGCUUUUAUGGAUCUACUUGUAUGAUCUUGAUUUUGCUGCUGUUGCUAGAGUUCAUCUGACUGUAAGUGGAAUUAUGGGUCAGGGAUUAUUAUUCUUAUCGACUAUUAAUUUCAUGUAGGUUCCAUUUGCUCCUGGGGAAAGACACAAAGUGCGAAACAGCUAUAGAAAUAGAAUAUAGAAUUUUCCCUGUUA
Molecule: messenger RNA, 2304 nt
Organism: Mangifera indica (mango)
Lineage: Eukaryota; Viridiplantae; Streptophyta; Magnoliopsida; Sapindales; Anacardiaceae
Product: tryptophan aminotransferase-related protein 2-like
Exons: 5
Coding region: 698-2050 (450 amino acids)
Biological process (GO): amino acid metabolic process
Molecular function (GO): carbon-sulfur lyase activity; transaminase activity
Source: RefSeq, a predicted model, not a curated record